Molecule: messenger RNA, 1458 nt
Organism: Aspergillus mulundensis
Lineage: Eukaryota; Fungi; Ascomycota; Eurotiomycetes; Eurotiales; Aspergillaceae
Exons: 4
Coding region: 1-1458 (485 amino acids)
Biological process (GO): protein phosphorylation
Cellular component (GO): cytoplasm
Molecular function (GO): ATP binding; protein serine/threonine kinase activity
Source: RefSeq, a predicted model, not a curated record
AUGGUUGUGCCCCAAAAGCUUAUAAAACAGCUGAACCUGUUGCAUGUCCAGGUUUUUGUUUUGCAAGCUGGCAUUUUAUAUACUGGGAGAUGGACGACUCGGUUUGCUCCACCAAAGACGCUGGAGGACCUUCAGGAAGUCAAGCAAAUUCCAACCGAGGACAGAGGCCCAGAGGUAAAUCCCUCUUGGUUAGCCGUCUAUGUGAAAACACCAAGUCUCCUCGCGUACAUCAAUGGGAACCUUGAGAAGCAAAUGGCUCGCAAAGUCGAAACAUGCGAAAUCCUGCGCAGGAAUCCCCAUCCAAAUAUCGCGACCUAUUAUGGCUACACUGGAGCCCACGGUCGAGUCUCUGGGUUGUGCUUCAAGCGAUAUACGUCCAAGUUACUUGAAGCAGUCAAUCUUCAGGGUCUGGGCAAGGUUGCUUUUCGUUCAAGUGCGCGCGAACUUGUCAGGGAGAAUAUGAUAAGUGGUCUAGACGGCGUUUUGGCUGCCAUCAAGCAUCUCCACUCGCUUGGACUUGCCCAUAACGACAUAAACCCUGCAAACAUUAUGGUUGAUGAAGACGACCAAGUGACAAUGUACAAGCAGUACUGCCCGCCAGGUGUGGCUCGAGUCAUCGCCUCAGGAAGCAGUGCGUUUAUUGGAGAAGUCAACGAAUCAACAGUCCUGAAAUAUCCUCUUGCCCCUGGCGGAGAUAUGAGCCGGCUUGAAGUUGAGAAGAAGCUUCUCGAAAUAGUCGGGCCCCAUAAGCGCGUUAUCAGACUCAAGGGUUUCUCAGAUGCCGGGCUCUACCUCGAGCGAGUUCCAAAUGGAACCUUGGCUCAAUAUCUCCUUGAAUCCGACGAUCCUCCUCCUUCACUCCUACAACGGAUAUCCUGGUGUCGAGAGACCGCCGAGGCAGUUGCAUGGGUCCAUUCUCGGGGCGUCAUCCACUGCGACAUCCAGCCUAUGAAUCUCCUCCUCGAUGAGGGGCUUCAUGUUAAGCUGUCCGAUUUCCAAGGGAAACAUCUUUCACGGGAUGGGACAGUGCUGCUUGAUGGGUUAAGCGGGGAGCCCGGAAGAUUCUAUUGCCCUCGAGCGGAUCCGUUCGACGCAGAUAUCAAGACAGAUCUGUUUGCGCUGGGUUGUACCAUCUACAUUAUUAUAAUGGGUUAUCCUGUUUUCCCAGACAUUGUUGAUGGACGAUUUGAGCAGCAGCAAUGGCCAGAAGAUACGCAUGCGUGCAGUGAUAUCACGUUGAAAUGCUGGAUGAAGGAGUAUGGAUCAGCGGAGGAACUGCUCCGAGAUCUGGAGCUCGUGGAGAAGGAUCUCAGAGCUGGGGCUGCCCCAGACUUGUGGAAGGGUCUGAACGAUCAACCUUCCGGCCCACUUGUUGGUGAGGUUGAGCCCAGGUGGAAGCCACUCGACACCAGUGUGCUUGCGUCGGGUGCUCUUGAUUCCUCUGCCGAGUGUAGCUAG